Wallemia ichthyophaga EXF-994 is the source of this 318-nucleotide messenger RNA. RefSeq names its product Fruiting body protein SC1. Gene Ontology annotation, cellular component: fungal-type cell wall. NCBI's taxonomy places the organism in Eukaryota, Fungi, Basidiomycota, Wallemiomycetes, Wallemiales, Wallemiaceae. The transcript has 4 exons. Bases 1 to 318 code for a protein of 105 amino acids. Gene Ontology annotation, molecular function: structural constituent of cell wall. The record is from RefSeq and is a predicted model, not a curated record.
AUGAUCGCUCAAACAGUCUUCACCGUUGGUCUCAUCGCUGCCGCCUCUGCUGGCUGGGAAUCCAAGACCGGCUCAUGUAACACUGGCACUAUCAGUUGUUGUGACCUUAACAAGAAGGCUCAAUCCAGCACCGGCAAGAACGACGCCCUCAUCUCAACUGGCGACAUUGCAUCUCAAGUUGGUGUUCAAUGUGAUCAAGUCCCUCUUUUGAUCGGCGUAGCAAUAGAGGACGAGUGCAAGAACACUCCAGUUUGUUGCGAGGACAUGGAAUCAGACGGCCUCGUUGGUGUUGGCUGCACUCCAUUGUCUAUCAUCUAA